Molecule: messenger RNA, 1629 nt
Organism: Lotus japonicus
Lineage: Eukaryota; Viridiplantae; Streptophyta; Magnoliopsida; Fabales; Fabaceae
Exons: 1
Coding region: 1-1629 (542 amino acids)
Biological process (GO): telomere maintenance; DNA repair
Molecular function (GO): DNA helicase activity
Source: RefSeq, a predicted model, not a curated record
AUGGAGAUUGAGAAAAUUUUGAUGGUUAAUGGAAAAUCUCUAAAGGAUUUUUCUGGAAUGCCUCAUGUUGAAGCUAAUACAUUAACUGAGUAUGGCAAUGUAUUGCUACUCAAUGAGUUGAAUUUUGAUGUUGUUGAGAUGAGCAACUUACACGAUGAAUGCUUUAGCAAGUUGAAUGAUGGCCAAUUGAAGAUUUAUCAAGAAAUUAUAACUGCUAUCAAUGCAAAUAAUGGUGGUUUUUUCUUUGUAUAUGGAUAUGGAGGAACCGGAAAAACUUUUCUAUGGAAAACUUUGACCUAUAAACUAAGAUCUCAGAAACAGAUUAUACUAAAUGUUGCAUCAAGUGGAAUAGCAUCCCUUUUACUACCAGGUGGUCGAACAGCACAUUCAUUAUUUUCAAUUCCCCUUUGUUUGAACGAGGAUUCAUGUUGUGGGAUACCUCAAGGAAGUCCAAAAGCUGAACUGUUACAACUUGCUAGCCUAAUCAUUUGGGAUGAGGCCCCGAUGGUUAGUCGCUAUGCUUUUGAGGCCUUAGAUAGGACUUUGCGGGACAUCAUGAGGUUCAAAAUCCAUAAUAGUUCUGAUAAACCAUUCGGUGGAAAGGUUGUUGUGUUGGGAGGUGAUUUUAGGCAAAUUCUACCAGUUAUUCCCAAAGGUAGGAGAGCCGAGAUUGUUAUGUCAACCAUUAACUCUUCAAGGCUAUGGAGAUUUUGCAAAGUUCUUAAUUUAACCCAAAACAUGAGGUUGACAACUAGCACAUGUGAUGGGGAUAAUGAGGAAGUUAAACACUUUGCAAAAUGGGUUUUAGAUAUGGGGGAUGGUAAGUUGGGUGAUUAUAAUGAUGGCGAGUCUAAUGUUCAAAUUCCGAAAGAUUUGUUAAUAUAUCAAUCUUCCAAUCCUAUUGCAGACAUUGUUCAUUUAAUGUACCCUGACAUUGUUCAAAAUGUGGGUUGUGUCAAAUACUACUCUGACAAAGCAAUUCUUGCUCCCACUUUAGAUGCUGUUGAUUCAAUUAAUCAAUAUGCAUUGUCAUUAUUUCCUGGAAAUGAGAAAACAUAUCUUAGCUCAGAUUCGGUAUGGAGAGUUGAUGAAGAUGUUGGAAUUGAAGCUGAUUGGUUAACUACUGAAUUUUUGAAUGGUCUUAAAUGUUCUGGUAUGCCUGAUCACAAGUUGGUUCUAAAAGAAGGUGCACCCAUCAUGCUCAUGCGAAAUCUUGACAUUUCCACUGGUUUAUGCAAUGGUACAAGACUUAUUGUUGACUACCUUGGUCCAAAUGUAAUUGGUGCUAUUGUUCUUUCUGGCACACAUAUUGGAAAGGUUGUAUACAUUUCUAGGAUGAAUUUGAUGCCAUCUGAUGAAAGCAUGCCUGUGAAGUUUCAAAGAAGACAAUUUCCUUUGAUUGCAUCCUUUGCAAUGACAAUAAAUAAAAGUCAAGGGCAAUCAUUAUCUCAAGUUGGUGUUUAUCUACCAAAGCCUGUUUUUUCCCAUGGCCAGCUCUAUGUUGCUAUUUCUAGAGUUAAGAGCAGAGCUGGUUUGAAGAUAUUAAUAUGCAAUGAAGAUACAAGCCAACUAGAUGUUACAAAAAACAUUGUCUUCCAGGAAGUUUUCCAAAAGAUUUACAACACAUAG